AUCAUUAUCAACUAUUUGGACUAUCAAUCACAAUAUUUUUUAUGGGCGUCCUCAAAGUUCUUCGCUCCCCGAUUACAUAGAAAUGUCAGUGAUGUUCUUCAACGCAAAUCAAGCCAUGUAUUAGACUAUAAGUACAUGUUUCUGAAGAAUAGUGGGCACAAUUCUAAUAAGCUGGAGGAUGCCUUUCUAAGUACCAUUUGCUCAACGGUACAACAUUUGGAACUGAAAUCAGUUACUAUGAAUCACUUGCAACACUUGAUGCAGCACAGCUUUCCAUGCAUUCGAUCGCUAGAAUACAGAUUGGAUAAAGUAGAUGGAUGUGAAUACAGUCGAGCUCUAAAGCUGCUAGUGGAUCGCUUUCCUGGAAUUACAUCGUUUAAGCCGUUUGGGCCAGUAAACUGUGGAAUAUUGGAAAAAUGGAAAUUCUUGGAGGAGCUGGAGUCAAAUAAGCGUAGGGUCUUGGAUAAGGGAGUAUCACUGCAUACAUUUCAGCAGUUGGAGCACCUAACAGUUAAUAUGCACUUCUUAAGGACCGCCUCCAUUGUUAGCGUCUUAAACUUGCCAAAGCUUCGUACGUUUAGUUUCUCGACUGAAAGUCCACAAAUUAGAGCUCUUUUACCUAAGAUUCUUAAACAGCGACCAGAGGACAUAUGUAAAUUGACCUUCAGAUUUAUCGACUGGACUUGGUCGCUGGAAUCACUGCUAUUGCUGAAAAACUUGCGCCAGUUGACGUUAAUAGAAGAUUUCUUUAAAAGAGGACACUUUCAAAGGUUGGUGAGUAACCUGCCAGUAUUGGAACAAGUGAACAUGAUUGGAGGCCAGUUUUGGCACUACGAAAUGGACCUCUGGGAAGCAGUCGCUAGCUGCAGCUCCCUCAAAGUUUUAAAUUUUUCUAACACGCUGAUUGAGGAUGACUUUUAUGAUUCGAACAGAUACUACAUGUACCAGGCAUUGAACAAUCGCUCACAGCCCCUUUUGAUGCAUUGUUAUAAUACUGGCCAGGACUUACGUGAUCCUGCCUAAUAUCACUAUCUGAUCAGUAAACAUUUCAAUCAUCCAAACUUGAUAGUCUCGUUUGAGAAACUACCAGUGGAGGAAAUUCCUUUCCAAUAUACAAAAAUAGAGUUUGCACAAAUUUAAUUGGCCUAUGAAACCUCUUUACAACAUAUAAAUGCUUUUAAGAUAAAGAAAACAGAUGAACUGGACCAUGAAAUCUAAGCUUUCGUAUUUACAUUAUGAUCGUUAA
Molecule: messenger RNA, 1246 nt
Organism: Drosophila arizonae
Lineage: Eukaryota; Metazoa; Arthropoda; Insecta; Diptera; Drosophilidae
Source: RefSeq, a predicted model, not a curated record